This is a messenger RNA of Ruditapes philippinarum (Manila clam), 1763 nucleotides long. RefSeq lists its product as uncharacterized. Lineage: Eukaryota; Metazoa; Mollusca; Bivalvia; Venerida; Veneridae. The record is from RefSeq and is a predicted model, not a curated record. The coding region runs from base 152 to 1435 and encodes 427 amino acids. The transcript is spliced from 2 exons.
AUCUUACUUUAAAUGCAUAUGAAAACAUAUUUCUCAUGUUAUUUUUGAAACUAAAUUUAUGAAUAUUUGACUGUUUCAGGAAAACCGGCAUCUAUGUACCAUCGCUCAGAUCCAGACUGGGCUAAAUCCUACUCUAAAUUUAGAUGGUGCUAUGACUCCAACAAAAUCAGUGUUGAAGAAAAAAAAGAUUGAAACAGAUAGUAAAAGGUACAACAGAGCAGUUGACCGCCAGAAAAACAGAGAUAAACAUCACGUUGCCAGGGUUUUGUUGGAACUUCAGAGUGCAGAGUUUGUUGCAACUCCAUAUAUUCCAGAACAGGAUACCCAGGGGUUGACUCCAUUCAAUGAAGUAGAAUCAGAGACAUGUACAUUUACUUGGAAAGGGAAAACGGAAGGCCCUGGGAAGUCUUUACAACCAUGUAAGGAAAAUGAUAAAGAAAAAUUAAAUGAAUUAGAUAGUAGAAUUAAUUCUGAAAUUCAGAGACUGUUGUCAGAGAAUAUGGCUUUAAAAUCAGAACUGAACUCAUUCUACAUGAACCAAGAAAGUUUCAAAGAAGAUAAUGAGAAAGUAAAAUAUUAUACAGGCCUUCCAAAUUAUUUGACUUUGAUGGUGGUUAUGGAUUUAGUGUCACCAUUUCUUAAAAUGAAAAAGAAUAUGCGUCUUGGUGCAUUUGAGAGAGUGUUGCUCACUCUUAUGAGACUGAAACAUAAUUUCCCAUUGAAAGAUUUGGCUUAUAGAUUUAAGACUUCAUCCUCCACAGUAUCAAGAAUAUUUACUUUGGUUAUACAUAUUAUGUUUGUUAGAAUGAAACAUUUCAUAUAUUGGCCAGAAAGAGAAGAACUGCAGACCACAAUGCCUCUUGAGUUCCGCAAACAUUUUGCUAGGAAAACAUCUGUCAUAAUUGACUGCUUUGAAAUAUUUAUAGCAAGACCAAAAGCUCUGCUGGCCCGGGCACAAACUUGGAGCAAUUAUAAGCACCAUAAUACUGUUAAGUUCCUGAUAGGCAUUACGCCCCAAGGCUCAAUUUCCUAUAUUUCAAAUGGAUGGGGAGGAAGAGCAUCUGACAAAUACAUUACAGAAGCCUGUGGAAUAUUAGACAAUUUAUUACCAGGGGACCUGGUCUUAGCUGACCGUGGCUUCGAUAUCGCGGAUAGUGUUGGUGUUUAUUGUGCGGAAGUAAAUAUACCUAGCUUUACAAGGGGAAAAUCUCAACUUUCUGCUACUGAUGUUGAAACAACCAGGAAAAUCGCUCAUGUGAGAAUUCAUGUGGAGCGAGUUAUUGGAUUAGUUCGAAAUAAAUAUACAAUCCUGCAGGACAAGAUUCCUAUAGACUUUUUAAUUCAUGAGAAAGAUGAAGUACCAACAAUAGACAAGAUAGUUAAUGUAUGCUGUGCACUCACAAACAUGAAUGAGUCUGUGGUAGGGUUUGACUAGCUAUGUAUGAAUAGUUGAAUACCCAUAAUGUAAAGGUUGGUACCAGCUGGUUGGUACGCUGAAUACAAAUGUAUGUCUAAGUAAAAUUGAAAAGUGUCGUAGUAUCAAUUAAUAACAUUAGAUUUAAAACAUCUUUUGUGUAUAGGAAGAUUGACACUUGUACUGUUUCCCACUUCUACAGUGCUCUAAAGUUAAAUAGAAUAAAUAAAGAACAUUUAAAGGAACUUACAUGUAAUUUAUUUUUAUGCAUGUUUAUUAUUCUUUGAAUAAAGAAGUAAAACUACUUUUUGUUAUUAAUAAAUGUACACACAUGCUAUGAAACACUGUA